Candida tropicalis MYA-3404 is the source of this 1380-nucleotide messenger RNA. Its product is annotated as TDT family transporter. Gene Ontology annotation, biological process: transmembrane transport; sulfite transmembrane transport. Gene Ontology annotation, cellular component: plasma membrane. NCBI's taxonomy places the organism in Eukaryota, Fungi, Ascomycota, Pichiomycetes, Serinales, Debaryomycetaceae. Gene Ontology annotation, molecular function: sulfite transmembrane transporter activity. The transcript has a single exon. The record is from RefSeq and is a predicted model, not a curated record. The coding region runs from base 1 to 1380 and encodes 459 amino acids.
AUGGAAAGCCACAGUUUAGAAAGUACAAGAUCAAGGGAGGGUCUCAAUUUAACUCCUUCAAUUGACGCUACCUUGACAGAAAAUCUGGAACCCCAAGAAGCUAAUGAAGAAGAAGAACUUUGUGAGGAGGUUUCUACAAUAGUAUCAGAAUUUGAGUCUAUACCAGCAACUACCAGUUCCAAAGAAGAUGAAAAUCCUUAUGAUCAAUCAUUUUAUCAACGAUUCAUAAUACAAGAUGUUGUAAAAAACUUUACCCCUGCAUAUUUUGUCAGUGUGAUGGGUACGGGUAUAUCGUCAACAUUACUUUAUAAAUUUCCUUAUCCUAGUCAAUGGCUAGAAAUAUGUGGAUAUAUCAUGUUUGGAGUUACUUGUAUUCUAUUUUUAGUCAAUAUUGCAUUGUUUGUCAUGAGUUGUGUUUACUACAAAGGGAGAUUCACCAAGUACAACGUUGACCCCGCCCACCUGGUAUACAUGGGUUGUUUCUCGAUGGGUUAUAUAACAAUUGUCAAUUUUAUUAAAAUCAUUACAAAUGGAAAGCAUGUUUACUUGGUUUGGACACUUUGGUGGAUUGCUGUUGCCACAGCAAUGUAUACUGCUUUUAUUGUUGUUUAUUUUUCAUACAUGUCCAAGCUCAAUCAAGUUGAUUUAGAUGUCAAAUUAAAUGCAUCGUUAUUAUUGCCAAUUGUCUCCAUUACAGUUGUAUCAUCAUCGGGGCAUAUAAUUGAAUUGGAAUUGCAUAGUUUGAAUGAAACAGUCAUCACAAUGGUCAUCAGUUUUAUGCUUUGGUGCUUAUCUAUAAGUCUAGCCUUGAUGAUCAUCACUAUCUACUUAUCAAGAUUAAUUAUUCAUAAAAUCCCAAAUACUCAAAUAAUCAUGACUGGAUUUUUACCAGUUGGGUUCUUGGGUCAAUCAUCAUACAGUGUUUAUUUAUUUGGCUGCAAUUUGAACCAACUCAUUCCUGAAGAAUUAUUGUAUGGAAAGAUUCUUUUAUGUAUAUGUGGAUUUUUUUCAACAUUUUUGGUAAGUUUGGGUUAUUUCAUGUUGUUUGUUGCUGUUAUCUCAAUUUUCUCCAAGAUAAAGCCAUUUGCAAAAACUCCACAUCCAGAACAUACCAACAAAUACGGAUUGUUGAAAUUAAACAAAGGUUUCUGGGGAAUGACUUUCCCUCUAGGUACUAUGUCCUUAUCAAAUACCAUUAUUGGUGAAGGAGAAGUUGGUAAUUAUCCUUUGUUGACAUUCAAGAUCAUGGGUUGCAUAUUUGCUGUUGCCUGUAUUGUUAUUACGACAAGUUGCUGCAUUGGAGUUGUAGUAUACUCAAUCAAAAAAUUAAGACAGGACUUUAUAAAUAGAUACAAGUAUAAUCAUAAUUGCAUAGUUUAA